CUCUUAGAUUCUCCCAUCUCCACAAACAGCAAGAAAUGGGCGCCGGUGGUCAAAGGCCCGUCACCGCACCAAGGAAGAAGGAAGGAGAAGAACAAAAACAUGAGGUCCUUCAGAGAGUCCCAUACUCCAAGCCCCCCUUCACACUAGGCGAAAUCAAGAAAGCCAUCCCAGCCCAUUGCUUCAAACGCUCUGUUCUUCGUUCCUUCUCCUACUUGGUUUAUGAUCUCACCAUAGUCUCCAUCCUCUACUACGUCGCCACAACCUACUUCCACCGCCUCCCAACACCGCUCUCCCUCGUCUCCUGGCUCAUCUACUGGGUAGUCCAAGGCUGUGUCCUCACGGGCAUCUGGGUCAUCGCCCACGAGUGCGGCCACCACGCCUUCAGCGACCAUCAAUGGCUUGAUGACACCGUGGGCCUCAUUUUCCACUCUUGCCUCCUCGUCCCUUACUUCUCCUGGAAGUACAGUCACCGUCGCCACCACUCCAAUACCGGUUCCCUCGAGCGCGACGAGGUGUUUGUACCCAAGCCCAAAUCCAGCCUCCCUUGGUACUCCAAGUAUCUCAACAACCCACUUGGCCGGGUCCUCGCCCUCACCAUCACCCUAACCCUCGGCUGGCCUCUCUACUUGGCCUUCAAUGUCUCCGGCCGCCACUACGACCGUUUCGCCUGCCACUACGACCCUCACGGCCCCAUCUACUCCGACCGCGAGCGUCUCCAGAUCUAUAUCUCCGACGCCGGUGUUCUCGCCGUCUCGUAUGUGUUGUUCCGCCUCGUAGCUGCCAAAGGCCUGGCUUGGGUGGUAUGCGUGUAUGGAGUACCAUUGUUGAUCGUGAAUGGUUUCUUGGUACUGAUAACCUACUUGCAGCACACUCACCCGGCGCUGCCCCACUAUGAUUCGUCGGAAUGGGAUUGGUUGAGAGGAGCAUUGGCGACGAUGGACAGGGACUAUGGGGUGUUGAACAAAGUGUUCCAUAACAUCACCGACACUCACGUUGCUCACCAUCUGUUCUCGACAAUGCCUCAUUACAAUGCAAUGGAAGCGACAAAGGCUAUCAAGCCCAUACUUGGGGAUUACUACCAGUUCGAUGGAACACCAAUCUACAAGGCAAUGUGGAGGGAGGCCCGGGAAUGUGCGUACGUGGAGCCUGAUGAUAGUACAAAGAACAAAGGUGUCUUCUGGUACAGCAACAAGUUUUGAGUUUUUUUGUUUUAA
Telopea speciosissima is the source of this 1214-nucleotide messenger RNA. Its product is annotated as delta(12)-fatty-acid desaturase FAD2-like. Bases 36 to 1199 code for a protein of 387 amino acids. Gene Ontology annotation, molecular function: oxidoreductase activity, acting on paired donors, with oxidation of a pair of donors resulting in the reduction of molecular oxygen to two molecules of water. The transcript has 2 exons. NCBI's taxonomy places the organism in Eukaryota, Viridiplantae, Streptophyta, Magnoliopsida, Proteales, Proteaceae. Gene Ontology annotation, biological process: lipid metabolic process. The record is from RefSeq and is a predicted model, not a curated record.